AUGCCAAUGUCUUCCUCGUUCUCCUCGCCUGAUAGGUUUGGAGAUAGAAAAUCCCAACAACAAAAGAAGAAAAGAGUCGGAAAGGCUUGUGAUUCUUGUAGACUCAAGAAGACAAAGUGUUCUGGCAAGCAGCCUUGCGAGAAGUGUCAGGCCGAUAACAAGAUUUGUAUCUACACCGAACGCAAGAAGUGCAGAGACAAGAGCUACUCCUACGACUAUGUGGAGCUGAUUGAAAAAAGGCUCCGUCUUGUUAACAGAGCCCUGAUUAAGCUUUCCGAAAUGGUGAAGCUCCAGAACACAGUCGAGCUCGAUCAAUUCGCAGAAAACUUGACUUACAACGAAUACGAUGAAUCGGUCCCAAUUUCGAUCAAUCAGGCCAUCUCCUUGUUGAUUGAUAAAUCUGAUAUUGUAGACCAUUCAGACAACGAAACCAGCCCUGAACAAGGUAGCUUACGCAAAUCUUCUUCUCAUGAUGACACUUUUGAUGACCACCCAGUUAAGAAGGAUGAGGUACCGCAACCAAGUUUUGUUCCAUACUCGUCUCCAGAGUCCAUCACUCCUAGAUCGGACGAGCCAUUUUCGCCUCUACCCAACGUUGCCACCACUGAUUCCAAUACCGACUUUAUGAUUAACACGCAUUCGACCUCGGGACGUCUUGACGACAUCAAGGAGGAAGAGAAGGACGACGAAUUCUUUAGUCCUCUCAGUCCACUGCCUUCGGACCUGUUUUUGAACGCUAUCAAUGCCCCUACCGCCAGAGCAGAGAGCUUUGACGACCUUCAGAGCGGAGCUCCUUCUUCGGUGGACCUCAAUGGCUCUUCCUCGGGCCAUAGAUUAGCCUCUUCGGCAUUGAAUGGGUUGCUAGGCUCCCAUCGGUCGAGCUCCGGCUUCUUGAUGUCGGACUUUGACCUCAACUCGCCAGCUUCGAUGCUGGGAACGUCUCCAGACUCCACCUACAACUCCAAGACCAUGGUGAUCAACCCGAUGAAUCUCUCGCGCAACGACAGCUCCUACUCCUCCUACUUUGGUGAGGAUUCGUACCUCGACUCUGUUCAUCCUCCCAGCAACUUGCAAAGAUCAGCAUCCACAAGAUCUUCCGACAGUACGAACCGCAAGCACUCCAACCAACACAGACACCACCACACAUACUCGCAGCACCCACAUCCAUACAAAAAAAAUGAUCCGAACACUGUCGAGAGCGCUCUAAUCGUUCCUGCGCUGAAGGACGAGUUUCUCGGAAUCAACUAA
Ogataea philodendri is the source of this 1248-nucleotide messenger RNA. RefSeq lists its product as uncharacterized. The record is from RefSeq and is a predicted model, not a curated record. The transcript has a single exon. NCBI's taxonomy places the organism in Eukaryota, Fungi, Ascomycota, Pichiomycetes, Pichiales, Pichiaceae. Gene Ontology annotation, biological process: regulation of DNA-templated transcription. Gene Ontology annotation, molecular function: DNA-binding transcription factor activity, RNA polymerase II-specific; zinc ion binding. The coding region runs from base 1 to 1248 and encodes 415 amino acids.